Molecule: messenger RNA, 2385 nt
Organism: Thalassophryne amazonica
Lineage: Eukaryota; Metazoa; Chordata; Actinopteri; Batrachoidiformes; Batrachoididae
Gene: calcr
Product: calcitonin receptor
Exons: 19
Coding region: 126-2210 (694 amino acids)
Biological process (GO): positive regulation of cytosolic calcium ion concentration; adenylate cyclase-activating G protein-coupled receptor signaling pathway; cell surface receptor signaling pathway
Cellular component (GO): plasma membrane; axon
Molecular function (GO): calcitonin receptor activity; amylin receptor activity
Source: RefSeq, a predicted model, not a curated record
AGGAGAGCAGACAGUGGGGGUCUGCGUGGAAAGGACGGCGCGCCUCGAAACCACAGCAGCUGUUUCUCUUAAGUGGGGCUUUUAAAAAUCUGUUGAAGUGAGGGAUUUGCUUGGGAGGGGACGAUAUGAUGAUAGCAGUGUCUCUUUGGAUCAUUUGGCUUCUUCUGGUGUGCAAGAUGGCAUCUGGCAUGGAGUCCAUUACUGAGCCUUUGCUCAGGCCUGAACAAAACAUGACAGAGGAACAAGGUCAAAGUGAAUGUGCUAAGAUGUCCAACAAAGACAACCAAAAAAACAGAACUGGUGUUUUCUGCAAACCUUUGUGGGAUGGAUUUUUGUGUUGGGAUGAGACACCAGCUGGUACAUCUGUAACACAGAACUGUCCUGAUAAUGCUGAACUGGACUCCAUUGAAAAAAUAACAAAAUAUUGUGACAAAAGGGGUAUGUGGAUCCAGACUGGGCCCACCUGCAAGCUAACGUCAAAGGACAAUUUAAAGCUUUUAGGUGAUGCCAAAGUAGAGCAAACCAUUGAGGUCACUGGAUCUAAUGGCACUAUCACCACAAAAAUAAUCCUCGUUAACCAAAACAAAUGCUUUGAAAAAAUGAACCGAGAGCCACCUUACAACCAAUCAGGGCCGUACUGUGGUCGUCUGUGGGACGGCUGGCUGUGCUGGGAUGAUACUCCGGUGGGAGCGUACGCCUCCCAAAACUGUCCCAAUUAUUUUGUCGACUUUGACCCCACAGAAAGGGUAAUUAAAUACUGCGGCGAGGACGGUCAGUGGUUUCAUCACCCAGAAAACAACAAGACCUGGUCCUACUACACCCGAUGCAUUAUCAAACCAAGGGACAAGGUUUUGGUGGAUGCUGUGGGCGAGCCUGUCACUGAAACCACAGUCAGUCCCAUAGUUAACCCAGAAGAAGAGGAACUUGUAAGGAAGAAAAUCCUUGACAGUCAGUACAAGUGCUUUGAGAAAAUGAAUCGAGAUCCACCGUACAACAAAUCAGGGCCGUACUGCAGUCGGAACUGGGACGGCUGGUUGUGCUGGGACGACACUCCAGCUGGAACCUACACCUCCCAAAACUGCCCCAAUUAUUUCGCCGACUUUGACCCCACAGAAAAGGCAACUAAGUACUGUGGUGAGGACAGGCAGUGGUUUCGCCAUCCGGACACCAACAGGACUUGGUCUAAUUACACACUCUGCAAUGCCAACACGAAGGAGAAGCUGAAGUCAGCAUACAUCUUGUACUACAUGGCGAUUGUGGGUCACGCUUUAUCCAUAGCCUCCCUGCUCAUCUCUCUGGCCAUCUUCUUCUACUUCAGGAGUCUGAGCUGCCAAAGGAUCACAUUGCACAAGAACCUCUUCUGCUCCUACGUGCUCAACUCUGCCCUCACCCUCAUCUACCUCAUUGCGGUUGUCAACAAUCCCGACGUGGUGGGCAGAAACCCGGUUGGGUGUAAGGUGUUACACUUCUUCCACAUGUACAUGCUGGGCUGUAAUUAUUUCUGGAUGCUCUGUGAAGGCAUCUACCUGCACACGCUGAUCGUGGUGGCUGUGUUUGCAGAAGAGCAGCAUCUGCACUGGUACUACCUCCUGGGCUGGGGAUUUCCCUUGGUGCCUGCAUCCAUCCAUGCCGUGGCACGGAAGAAGUACUUCGAUGACAACUGUUGGAUGAGCGUGGAAACUCAUUUGCUCUACGUGGUCCAUGGGCCAAUAAUGGCAGCACUUCUCGUGAAUCUCUUCUUCCUACUAAAUAUUGUAAGAGUGCUGGUGACCAAGCUGAGGGACACACACCGGGCCGAGUCCAACAUGUACAUGAAGGCGGUUCGAGCCACCCUGAUCCUGGUGCCUCUGCUGGGAAUUCAGUUUGUCAUUUUCCCCUGGAGGCCUGAGAACCGGCUGGCUGGAGAAGUCUAUGACUACAUCAUGCACAUACUCAUGCACUACCAGGGUUUGCUUGUAGCUACAAUAUUCUGCUUCUUCAAUGGAGAGGUGCAGGCAGCACUAAAGAGACAGUGGAUGCAGUACAAGACCCAGUGGGGUCAGAGACGGAAGGACCACUGCUCCAUGCGCUCCACGUCCUACACGGCCACCUCCGUCACAGAGGUGCCUGCCUUCAUUUUCCACCACGACUGCAGCAGCGAACACUUAAACGGACGGCACGCCGAUGACUCUGAACUGGUGGCACUGAAAUCGGGAGAUACAUACGCCUGAGCCACCGGAGGGGUUCCAAUGUACAGCAACGGACGUGUACAGUAAGAAAAUAAAAGAUUUGUGCCGUAGCUCAACGGUGAAAUCUCACAGGCGAGAGCUCAGGAUUCUGCGAAUAAUGAGGUGGAUUAGCGUUGAGACGGACGACUUAGAUUGCUGCUGUUUGAGAACUCUUGCG